Molecule: messenger RNA, 2452 nt
Organism: Sardina pilchardus (European sardine)
Lineage: Eukaryota; Metazoa; Chordata; Actinopteri; Clupeiformes; Clupeidae
Product: four-jointed box protein 1-like
Exons: 1
Coding region: 357-1643 (428 amino acids)
Biological process (GO): cell-cell signaling
Source: RefSeq, a predicted model, not a curated record
UUUAGGGAUGGAGUCGUCGGUUACCGAUGGAAGCGCUGCUGCACUCGUGGACUACUACAGGCUCGCCCAAGAAGCAGCCUGAAUUAUUCGCGUUCGUGAAUAAUUCUUCCUUCUCGUAAGACUUGGAUAUUACGUACUUUACCAUGAAGACCCGUUUGAUUUUGACCGCUGCGCCCGGUGGUUAUCCAAACAGCCAAACUCACUCCGCGAGCGGGCGUAGUAGGGGCAUGUGCUCAGGACGUUUCACACAACGCUGAACCGGUGUCCUGUGGGAAAUUCGGAAUAUUCUUGCCCUCAGCCUCCGUGGUCAAUGUCGAGCGUUUUAUUUUUGUUGUAAGGGGAAAGAUUCCGCAACCAUGAGGUUUGUGUCGGCGAACUUACUUGCCCUGUUCUUUCUGUGCACUUGUUCUAGUGUGCUCUACGUCUGGAGCAGAUUAGAAGACAGACUGGGAAGACACAAACGGGGGCUUCAUGGAGUCGGACCUCAUUUCGCGUAUGGUAAAUCUGUGGACCUUUCAGCGAGAACUUUCAGGGCACUCCUCGCUGUCCCAGCCGCUCAGAAAUCGCAGCACUCUAACAGAGUAGAGAGUCAUAAUUCCAGUAAUACGAAGGAUAAAGCUAUUAAUGCAUCAAAGGGGGAUUAUCAUAGUCAUGUAACUAAAAUUACGUCGAAUAAACGAGACGCCCUGCGUCUAACCGAAAUAAUCGAAGACGGAAUAUUUUGGAGUCAGAGACUGGAAGAUUAUCUCCCCGUAGGCUUCAGUAAAGAACAUGCCCAGGCGUGGAGACAGAGAGCCCGGGGCAACCUCGUUGUCUCACUGGAGCCAGGCUGCGGCAGGGUUUCUAACCAGCUGGCUACUUUUUCAGACGGCAGUAAAGCAUGUGUGCGUUAUGGGAUAAACGCGGACCAGAUACAAGGAGAAACUUUGUCCUAUUACUUGGCUAAUCUUCUCGGCAUCACAAACAUACCGCCUAUCGUCCUCUCACGACUGAACGUUGACGCCGAACAAUGGGACUCUGUGAGGCAUAGAAUUGAUGGCUUGCAGUGGUCGGCGGGAGCGAUUGUGUCCCUAACUGAAUGGGUCGCAAACCUCACAGGAGUCGUUACACCUGCGCCUCUGCGGCAGGAGACCAAGGGUCUUCAUCCGUUGCUGACGGAGCUUGAGAACAAAACGAUAGCGGGCCUGGUCGAGCUCGUGCAGUGGACUGACCUGAUCAUGUUUGACUACCUAACGGCGAACUUCGACAGGCUGGUUAGCAACCUCUUCAGUCUGCAGUGGGACGCCCGGGUAAUGGAGAGGGACACCAGCAACCUUCUGAGAACACCGAGCGGGGAUUUGGUUUUCAUAGACAAUGAAGCCGGCCUAGUGCACGGGUACCGCGUGCUUGAUAUGUGGGAGCGGUACCACAGCACCGUCCUGAGCUCGGUGUGUUUGUUUCGAAAGGGGACAGCGCAGCACAUCAUAGACCUGCACCGCUCCAGAGACACACGACUGCGGCUGCUCGAGCUGUACCGGGACAGGGAGCCGUUAGCCACAGAACUGGGCUUUCUGUCCGACGAGCACGCACGGACACUGCAAAGCAGAAUUGACAGACUGUACAAACACAUAGUGAAUUGUAAAGACAAGUACAGUCAGUUAUAGACACGGUGUAUUCCUGUAGAACGCCCUUUUUAUUGGAAACCGUCACGAUGGAACAGAACAUGAACAUUUCAGUCUGAACAUAAAAGUAUGAAUAUCGGACUGACUACCUCUUGUGGGGGAACAUAAGAUGUAUGUUAUGUUCUUUGCUGUGCGAGUACAGUUUUUUAAUAUUAUUUAAUCAAGCCUUAAAUGUAUAUAGAUUUGCAUUAAGGGCAUAGAGGGUUUUGCUGUACCCAUCACUCAGCGAUGCUGUAUAAUAGGAGAGGUGAGAUGUAAAAGCUGAGUGUGACAUGUGGCAGCCAACUCAAGUUUGGAAACAAUGUGUUCUGUUGUAAGGAACCAAGUGGCUUUUUACCUGGCACAUAUCAUAGAGUACUACUACAUAUCUUUUACAUUCAGCAUAGGAGAACUGUUCAUAUGGAAAACAUUCACUUUAAUUCCUCUUCGGACAAACAGUGAGGUCAGUGUUGUUAGCUUUACACCAAAAUCUAUACAGUUUUAUUAUUCACUACUGUCUGUUUUGCACAAUUUCAGUUUUAUAAAUUGUCUGAAUUAUUAUUGGCCAGAGUCGCUUACUGAAAAAUCACCACCUCAUAUUGAGUGAAGAAUUCCUGGUGAAAUUCAGGCUUUGUCUUAAUAAUGCUGCGACCACACUCGUUAUAUAUUUCAGUUCCUUGUGCAAAAGCAAAAUGUCUCUAUUGUGAAAAAUGAACUCCACUUGAACAUUCCAAGCCUUUUUCUUACUGAAUGAAAAAUCUAGUUUCCUCUCUGCUAUUAAAACCGUUGGAGACACAAGUUGUUUCACCAUA